UUUGUUUUCAUUAUAUAUCUACGUUUAAUUCAUGCUCCGAAUAAAAAUUUAUGGAUUAAUUAGGUCGUAUACAUCAAUUUGUUAUAUUCAUUGUCUAUUUAUCUAUGUGUCUAUUGAAAAUAGAUAUUAGAGUUUCAGUUCAUUUAUUCAGUGAUGUAUUUAUCUGUCUAUUACCAUGACAAUGCUCAAAUAUAUGUCACAAAUUUAUAUUACAUGUGAUAAGAUUAUGCAUGAUAUCGGAUAGUGUAAAACAGAUUAGGAUGAAUAUGAAGUUGUUUAUAUUAUUAAUAUAUGUCAUAUUACAUCCUAUAAAUAUAUACUUGAACACUUGAACAUUAUACAAUAUUGUUAUAAUAUAUCACAUAGUAAUGAAAAUGUUAUUCCAUUGAAUUCAAAAUCUUUGAUAAAGCAUUUUGCAAAAAAAUUAUAAUGACAAGAUUAUCAAAUGUUUCUUCAUCUACACUAUCAUUACUAUUACUAUUAUUAUUAUUCAGUGGAAUAAAUUGGAUUCAUAUUAUAACUUCAUCACACAUUGAUUACUACAAUUUUAAGGUUUUGAGAAUACGAAUUUCACAUCUGAAUCUCUUGAAUACAAUCAACAAUUUGUACAUGAGUGAACCGGAAAAUUAUGAUAUCUGGUCUCUGCCAAGAACUGGAAAUAAUUCAAUGUACAUAUCAUUAUCACCAAAUGGCUAUGAAAAUCUUAUUGAACUUUUGAAGAAUCUAAAUGUUUCAUAUGAAAUUGUAAUUGAUAACCUUCAAAAAGCAAUAUUAGAUGAGAAACGUGAAAACCAUGUCAGAAAAAUUUCCAAUUUCAUGCGAAGUGGACGAUCAAAACCAUAUUAUAAAACUUAUAAUGAGAUCACUCAAUAUCUGGAAAAUCUAAGUCAGUUGCGUUCAUAUGUUACAGUUGAAAAUUUAGGAUUUACAGCUGAAGGUAGACAAAUAAUGGGAGUUAUGAUUUCCUUGGAUUCAUCAAGACCAAUAAUCUGGAUUGAUGCUGGUAUUCAUGCAAGAGAAUGGAUUGCACCAGCUACAGCACUUAGCAUAAUAAAUAAGCUGAUGAGACCAUCAGGACAUACAAUUUUAAAAAAAUUCCGCUUUUACAUUGUUCCAGUUGUAAAUCCAGAUGGUUAUGAAUAUACACGCACAAAGUUUCGACUUUGGAGAAAAAAUCGAGCACUUACAGAAGGUGAAGUAUGCAUUGGAACAGAUUUGAAUAGAAAUUUCCCUUUCAAAUGGGGUGUUGGAAAUGGUGCAUCACCACAUUCAUGCAGUGAUACAUAUAGAGGAAGUGAAGCUGCCUCAGAACUUGAAACUCAAAGUAUCAUUGGAAAAUUAAACUCAUUGCAUAAAAACAUCAUUUUAUAUCUUAGUUUACAUUCAUUUGGUCAGUAUAUUUUAACUCCUUUCGGUUUUUCAAGAUACAGUUAUCCACCUCAUUAUCAAAAACUGUUGUCUAUGGGUAAAAAGGUGAAGCAAAUGAUACAGAAUCGUCAUGGUUAUGUAUAUCAAGUUGGAUCUUCAUCUGAGUUGCUAUAUGAAGCAGCAGGAGCAACAGAUGACUACGUUGCUGGUGAAUUAAAAGUACCCUAUGCUUAUACAAUAGAAUUAUGUGAUGAAGGUCGUUAUGGUUUUCUUUUACCUCCAUCAUAUAUUGGACAAGUUGGUAGACAGCUUUGGACUGCAUUGAAUGUUCUUGCCAAUGAUAUCAGUCCUUCAUGAAAUAGAUCUAUAUAUUAAAUCUCUUAGUUAGAUUAGUGUUUUUUAAAAAUUUUCUCUUCACUCUUUCCUAUUUAUCAUUAUGUUGACAUUUUAUUCAAAAUAAUUAUAUUGAAAGAUGAAUAAGUUGGGACUGUUAGUCUUGAUAACAAUAGCCAAUUUUUACAGUUAUUUAUGAAGUCUCUGAAUGAUAACCAGAAAAUAUAUUGUGUUACACUGUUGUCAUUUUUACUUAUUAAGGAAAGUAGAAUCUUUUCAUCUA
This is a messenger RNA of Heterobilharzia americana, 1984 nucleotides long. The record is from the annotation of a GenBank genome assembly. Lineage: Eukaryota; Metazoa; Platyhelminthes; Trematoda; Strigeidida; Schistosomatidae.